Molecule: messenger RNA, 2967 nt
Organism: Magallana angulata
Lineage: Eukaryota; Metazoa; Mollusca; Bivalvia; Ostreida; Ostreidae
Product: A disintegrin and metalloproteinase with thrombospondin motifs 6-like
Exons: 23
Coding region: 230-2923 (897 amino acids)
Biological process (GO): proteolysis; extracellular matrix organization
Cellular component (GO): extracellular matrix
Molecular function (GO): metalloendopeptidase activity
Source: RefSeq, a predicted model, not a curated record
UUUUCGGGUCAAAAAACGUUUUAUUGAAAACCGAGGAAACACCUUUUUUCUUUAUAAUUUCUGAAACAUUCAUAUCAGUUCUAGCCUAUAUUUUAAACUGUAGAAUGGGGAGAUAACUGCUGCUGUUGGACUGAUUACACAGUGACUUAGAUAAGAGUACUAGUGCACAGUGACUUAGUAUGCAGACGGUUAGGCACAAUAUACCGUUUGGUCGUCAUUUUCUGCAAAUAUGGUAUCUGCAUUUCUAGUUGUGUUGGUUUUAACGGUAUAUAUUCACGGCCAAGAGGUCAAUGGCAGUCCAAACGCCUUUGAUACCACUGUUAAGUCAUUAUUUGACAAAAACUUUCAAAACUUCGAGGCAUUCGAUGUUUCUACGCUAAGACACGGUGAUCAUGAACAAUCCAAACGAUCCGAUCUCCACGAGUUUCGGAGAAGUGUCUCCAAGAUGUCAAAUCUUGCUUUCGCUGCAUUUGGGAAAGACUAUAAAAUGAGGAUUUUCAAACCCAAACCAGUUUUACAUCCUGAUAUCAAAAUAGAAACGAUAGACAAAGACCACGCCCGACGCUGGGAUAAGGCUGUGCCCGACUGUUUCUCUGUCGGGACAGUAGGCGAGGAUUGGACAUCAAACGAAGGCCAUGUUUCUCUCUCACACUGCGACGGACUGGAAGGCAGAUUCAGCACAAAAGACGGCGAUUUCCAUAUCAAAGAGAUCCCACAAGGCUACAAUAGACGUCUCAAUUUCUCAGAUGACGAGACAGUACUUGUAGUUGCGAAAGAAAAAGGGCUGGGGAAGAAUACAAAAUUAGAAAAUGAUGACAACAAUUCGGUACUUAAUGACUACAUGCGAACACUGACGUCACAACAUAAGCGGACCACGCCCCACAGGAUGGUCAUGGUUGAGCUAGCCGUGUACACCGACAGCCUGUACACCAAGCUUAUCCCGGCCAAGGACAUGGCUAAAAGGAUUGAACUGAUGAUCCUGAAGUAUAAUGGGGUUCAGAUGGAAUGGUCCCGCUCCAACAUCCUCGGUUAUGACGUCCACUUUCAAAUCAAAUACAUUGGGUUUUUCGAAACAAAUCCGUCUUUCUAUAACAUGUCCUCUGUUCUAAGUGAAUCGCUCAGUACGUUCUGUACCGGGAUGAGGAACAACCCAAUACCAUACGACCUCAUCUUCCUUCAUACGGGAAUGCAUACUGACGUCACCGGAAGAGCCUUCCAGUCCAGCGCCUGCAAUCACCUCUACCGGUGUGCUGUGGAAAGUUCCGGGUCUAUAUUUGAAUACAAGUCAACUGCUCACGAAAUAGGACAUAGUCUUGGAAUGUAUCACGACAGCACUAGAGGGUGUACCGGAAGUGACGUUGGUUUAAUGGGAGGAUAUGGAGCAGGAUGGAGUUCAUGUAGUGUCAAUGAUCUAAAUGUAUUUUUACAAAGCAGUAAUGCUCGUUGCCUGUUCGAGGAGAAUGUUGCUGUGCGUGGAAAUGUACACUAUGAUCCUCUCAAACCUAAAUUAAUUGGGCAGGAGUACAGUUUAGACGAGGUUUGUGAGAAGUUGUAUGGACCUAAUUUCCGUUUCCGCAGAUUUCCAUAUCUUGGAAACUGUGAACAGUACAGUUGCAGUAAUUUGAACGAGGGUCCGCUGUUUGGUCAGAUAUUUACCCAGUGGAGGGAGAUCCCGGGCUCUUACUGCGGGAAUGGAAAGAUCUGUUUCAACCAGAAGUGCGUUACAUUUGCUGAAGCUCGUCAAACCCCCGCUGUGGUCAGGCCUGGGGGUUGGGGUCCGUGGACGGACUGGUACCCCUGUUCUAGAAGCUGUGGGACGGGGCUGACCUACAGAAGAAGAACGUGUAACAAUCCGAGUCCUCUGAACAGUGAAGGAUGCGAUGGCGGUAACGAUGAAGGUUACGAAGCGAGGACCUGUAAUAAGCAGCCUUGCCCAGGUGACAGUGCGGACACUAAUUCACUCGUAAACCAAAGAGCUUCUGAAACCUGUCGCCGAAUGCUGACAAAUGGCGCCCUAAACUCUACCAUGUACACCGCAGUGGGAAAAGCCUAUAACUCCCAUGCUCAUGGCAAGUGCGAAGUUUCCUGUGCCCCUGUGUCAGGCUACAAGACGCCAACAUUUACCAGGUUUGGUCUGAUGCCACAAGGUGCACCUUGUCCUGGAAUUCUUGACAGGAUGGACCUUAAAGAUUGGCCGCGGAGACAGGGGUACAGCGCAGGGUGUUUGGAUGGCUACUGCCAGUUGUUUGGCUGUGACGGUGUUAUGAAUGGCGGUACGUUUGACGAAUGUGGCGUCUGUAAUGGCGACGGGAUGUCGUGUGACGUCGUUGAGGGGACCUUUACAGAGUUAUCUACCGCUGGUUCGAGAAAAGUGAUUGCCCAGUUACCUGUUGGAGCAUACAACAUACAGUUCUGGUUUGAUUACCGAGCCAUGAAGCAAAACUUUCUCGAGGUAUACAGUAAGGAUGGUGCCGUUGUUCUGGCUAGCAUGAUAGGAAGCAGUUGGAUCUGGGACACAGGGCGCAACCCUGUAACGUUUGCUGGCACAUACUGGUACUACUUCUUUCAUGACCAGUUCCUGCACGCCAAGGGACCCAUCACGGAACCGGCCAUCAUCCAGCUUUUCCAAAAUAAAGAUUUUAACAACGUUGGUAUCCGUUUUGGAUAUUCUCUUCCAAAAUCUGCGAGUUCAUGCCACGGAACUUGCUCCAAUGGAGGGACGUUUAAUAGAAAUCUUUGUGCUUGUGAUUGCCCGAGAGGAUUUUAUGGCAAUGACUGCACCAGUCGCUGUAACACUUUCUGUUAUAACGGCGCGACAGUCGACCAAACAACGUGCGCCUGUCAGUGUAAGGAACACCAGACCGGAAGUAGAUGUAAAUGCCAGUCCGGAUACACUGGGAUCAAUUGUACAGAGCAUGUGUAAACUGAUCAAACCUAAAUUAAAUAAACAAUACUAUGUGUCACUAC